Molecule: messenger RNA, 320 nt
Organism: Funneliformis geosporum
Lineage: Eukaryota; Fungi; Glomeromycota; Glomeromycetes; Glomerales; Glomeraceae
Source: the annotation of a GenBank genome assembly
UGAUUACUGAAAAAAAUACUAAAUUAACUGAAUCUAAUCGUAAAUUAGAAACUGUGACUAAAGAAAACAGUGAAAAUGAAAAAGUUCUAGAACAAUUGUUGAAAGAGUUUAAGGAAUUAGGAGAAAAUUGGAUUCAACUUAGGAAAAUUGUUCAGGGAAAUUAUUUUCAAUUAAGUAAAAUCCAUGCUUAUUUAACUCGUUCUGAUGUAGUUGAUAUGGCGAGAAGAAUUAAUAAAUCAUUUGCAGACAGUGAGGAUAAUCCUAAUUUAAGUUUUGUGAUCUAUGAAGAUUAUGAUCCUAAUAAACCAACCAUUGAAGAA